AGGUGUCCGAUUCGGUCCAUAUCGAGGAUUUAGAUUGCGGCGGCGGCGGCAACUCAUCGACAAGCCACAACGGCUCGAGCCAUGGCCUUCUUUUGCGGAGACGACGGCUAAAGCACCCUCCCACUUCCUCUGCCCAUGGCGUCGCGGCGGCUCUUCGCACUCCGACCUGCUUGCCUUCCCUCCCUCCCGCUUCCCUCUGCCCGCUUCCGACGAGGACGAGCGGAUCAGCAUCGGUGUCUGGCCGCGUCCGCCGCCGCCGUCGUCAAAGGAAGCAACAAGAAAAAGAAGGAGCACGCCACGGUCGUCUCACCUGACCGCCUCAAGAAGCGUACGCGCUCCGGGGCGAAGUUCGACCGCGCCCUCUACCGUCGCUACGCAGACCCCGUCCGGGACCACGUCCCCGUCAUGCUCGGCGAGGUGCUCGACGCAUUCCGUUCCCUCCGCCUCCGCUCCUUCGUUGACUGUACCCUAGGCGCCGCCGGGCACUCCGCUGCUAUCGUAGAGGCCCAUCCGGAGUUGGAGUUGUACGUGGGAAUGGAUAUGGAUGCUUCAAUCCAUGACCAGGCCCGGGCUCGGAUAGAGAAGCUCUUGGCCGUGGAUUCGCGCGGCAGCAAGUUGAAAGCUUACACUCAUGUCAGAAACUUCAAGUACAUCAAGUCGGUGCUUGGCGGCGUCGAUGAGAACCUGCUUGACGUUGGGGUGAACGGCAUCUUGAUGGACCUUGGAAUCUCAUCAAUGCAGGUGGAUGACUCUACAAGGGGUUUUAGUGUGCAAGGUGAUGGACCUUUGGAUAUGCGCAUGAAUCCUCAGGCAAGUUUGACAGCUGAAGAGAUAUUGAAUUCUUGGCCUGCUGCGGAAGUGGGAAAGGUACUACGUGAAUAUGGAGAAGAAAGCAAUUGGCAAUUUAUUCAGAAUCAAAUUGUUGAAGCUCGUGCACAAGGGGGAUUGCAUACUACAGAUGAACUUGUGCAUCUUGUGAGGAGAGCAUCAUCCAAUUCAGGAGGCAGGCAAGGAUGGAUCAAGACCGCUACGCGGGUUUUUCAGGCGCUUAGGAUAGCCGUUAAUGACGAACUUCAAACACUAGAGCAAGCCCUCUAUGCGUGUUUUGAUUGUCUGUCAUCUGGUGGCCGGCUUGCAGUUAUUUCAUUCCACAGUUUGGAGGACAGAAUUGUGAAACAAACUUUCCUCGACAUCAUUGAGAUGUCUGAUCUGGAGGAUGAUGACAGCGAGAGGCCUUCAGUAGAAAGUAUGCCUGAAAUCGAGACCAAAGACGACGAACCAUGGAGUAAGAAUAGAGUUCAAGGAAAGCAAGGGAUCAUUCUCACCAAGCGACCCAUCACAGCUACGACUGAAGAAGAGAUAAUGAACCGCAGGGUUUCUGGAGAUGGACACAGGCCACAAACAAUUGGCCCCAUAUAUUCAUUGCUUCACUGCACUGAAUUUCACAUGUUAGAUCGAAUGGCUUCAAGAAUUUAAAUUCAUAAAUAAAGGCCAACCGAAGCAAAUCCAUUUAUUGAAAGAGAGUUGCAAGAUCGUUCGAGAAACUUAGUGUAGAUCCUUUUUGGAUCGAUUAAAACAGUUUGUUCAUGCAAAUGGAAUUCAGCUGUAUGUGUGCAUAGUUAUUUUGUUUAAAGGCCUGAGAGCUACGUGCAACUGUGCAAGUCCUGCGCGUCGGCGGACGCGUGGAGACGGCGGUCCAAUGCAUGCAUGGCUUUGCAUGGGAGUCUGUGUCCUCCAAUUGAACUAUCGCUUACACUCUCUCGCAUUCAAUGCCAUUUACUCUCC
Molecule: messenger RNA, 1785 nt
Organism: Zingiber officinale
Lineage: Eukaryota; Viridiplantae; Streptophyta; Magnoliopsida; Zingiberales; Zingiberaceae
Product: ribosomal RNA small subunit methyltransferase H-like
Exons: 7
Coding region: 136-1476 (446 amino acids)
Biological process (GO): rRNA base methylation
Molecular function (GO): rRNA (cytosine-N4-)-methyltransferase activity
Source: RefSeq, a predicted model, not a curated record